CUGGCGGAGUAUCUACUCGUCCAGUGUUCCUGCUAUCGCAGGCUGUUAAUAGCUCAGAACUUCACGGACAGUGAAAUCGUCAACGAUGUGGAAAACAGUACGGUGAAGCUCAUCGAUCCUUCGAUAUUUAUAACGGUUCGAUUAGAUGAUUGGCGUGAUGAACAUAACAAUAAGGCGAUUAUGUGGUCACGUGAAUCGAAAUAUCAUCCGGAUUUUGGCAAGCAAUAUUCCAAAACAGCAUUCCAAAGGACACAAGCGAGUUCACGUCGAUUCUCGAUUAUCAUUCUGGGAAUAGCCAUUAUUUUCGUUAUUUAUAUCUAUUUCUACAACGUGGCACAGGAACGAAAACUGCAGCGACACUCCAAACUUCUUCGAGCGCAAACCGAAUUCACUCGAAGGUACAGUCAUUUCAUUUUAUGGCGCUGA
Messenger RNA from Cooperia oncophora, 426 nucleotides. NCBI's taxonomy places the organism in Eukaryota, Metazoa, Nematoda, Chromadorea, Rhabditida, Trichostrongylidae. The record is from the annotation of a GenBank genome assembly.